AUGGUGGCCAGUUUUGAGCCGCCUAGUGGGCAAACCACAAUAGCAAAACACCGGACGCCGGCUCCAGCAUUCCCAUUAUCAUCACCUCAUCAUGAUAAUCUAACGAGAUUCAAGCCUGUCAAUGGCGUCGGUACACUGGCCGCAAAAGACGUCUUUUUCUCGCCAAAUCCUUUUGCUUCAAGCUCUUCCGAAGACGACAGUGGAUCUUCGAGCGGACAAGAUGAGUUCCAUUUAGAAAGAUACAGCCAAGAAACCAACCGGACGACAAAAGCUGCAGGGAUGAAUCGCAGACAGUCUCGUCGGCGGAAUCAGCAGCACCCGGGUCAAUCAGCUGCCGACAAAAAGGCUCGUCCGGGGUUGAACAUUGUCACCAACUUCUCUACGAAAGCUAAAAGGUCGAACACCGAUGGACUGAUCCUGGAUCAGGUGCAAUCCCAAAGACCCCGACUUGGUCCGAGGUACGCCACCUCCAUCAAGUCGGCCAAAGCUGAGCACAUGAACCACCCGUUAAUCGAACCCCUUCCUCGGGCUGGCGUAGAUGGUGAUUCAGUGGACAAAGAGAGGGUGUCAAAGCGGGCUAUCGCUCGACAAGCUGUUUCGAAACUGCAGGAGUCACAGGCGGCAAGAACAAGGGCAGCAGAAGUGUCAAAGACCACGGAUCCAAAGUUCGCAGGCGAACAAACCCAUCAGGACGACCACAAAGUCCAGCUCCGCAAUCCAGUAAGCGCCACCAGUGGAUAUUCUCCUGGAGCUCGGUCGAUCGUUAUUGGCAUGAGCAUACCCGAGCAUGAAGUCGAUGCGCAUCGGUCUGUAGGUGGAGGUAACAAUGUCCACUCUGCAGAUACCCCCAACACACCUGCAAUUGUCAUCACUCCAGCGGACGAGGCCGAUUUCGGGAACCCAGCCGUUUCUAAGGAGUAUUCCAAGGUUUAUUCACCUCAUGCUCGGACCGGCUUCCAGAUGCAACCCAGCGACUUACCAUCCGUACCCGGGAUACCUGCGCGUUUUGGUAGAUAUGGUAGCGAAGGUCGACCAGUGGCAGGUGCGAGCAUCAUCCGCUCCGAGAACGAAUCCGACCUCAGCCGUCGAGGACGUUUCGACGAGAGCGAAGAGAUCGACCACCACUCAUUGGGGGAUGAACCCAGAGUUUCGACAGACAGCCAGGAACGUAUCCUACCAUCAGACCUUGAAAACAACCGUCACCAAUCGCAGGGUUGGUGGAACUUGAUGCUUUCACCCUUGCUGUCUCGAAAGGGGACGGUAGUCGAAAAGGGAACAGAGAGGAGUCCGGAAACGCCUCCUGUUCCGUCUAUCCCGGCUGACAUCAGGCUCUCCAAGUCGGACGUGGUAUCUCCCUUGACUUCCGAGUCUCCAGAAACGCCACGACGGGCUGGACUUGCCAGUGCGCGAGCCAGCGUGUGGUCCAGGUGGACGACUUGGGAGCGACAAAGGGAUGAAGGCAAAAGGAUUGAUCCGACAGACGAUCGCAAGGACGACGUUGGACAGCGCCGUGAUUUGAUACAGGACUGGGACCAAGUGCCGCCAUUUCCACUAGUCGACUACGGCAAAGGGCUUGCUGCGGAGUACUAUCAUGCCUGUGCUGUCGAGCAGUUAACUGGCAAGGCGUAUUUCGAAUGUGAAAACCAUUCCUGUGCAGAAAGGUUGCCUCAACUACAGUCAGUAUUCGACAAAGCGGUGUCCACGGGGACGCCACUGGAUGCCUCGAAGACACUGGGCGGAGACGUCGAGGAGGAUGCCAAGGGAGCUCCCACAAGCAGUCUAACGUUAGAUCGAAAAAUCUCUAGUCCACAAGAGCCAGAGGAGCUGUCACCAAAUGUCAGACAGGCAAACACAGCCACCGUGGUCCGGGCUCGUGCCGUCGAGACACCCGAACUUACGCAAGAGUCACAAGGCGAACAGACGGAGGCCCCGAACGGCCCAGCAGAUGCAGAUACAGUGACCGAAACGCUUUCUGCCCCAAAUACAAAGACACCUCCUCGUGAACCUCAGUACCCUAAUAUCGCCACGAUCGCAUCGUCCAAUCUCCAACCACCAAUUCUGUCACCUGGCCCUGUAUCGCCAGCCAUGCAACACACAAUGGCGUCCCAGGGUGCCGUUCCCAUGGCUGAAAUCGAUCAUCAGCCGAAUCAGCCACGUUUGCUUGAGCAAUCGACGACAUCGACUGACCGACAAGCGUUUGGAGCAACGCAACCACCCGCGGUGACCAUACAUAAUCAUGCCUUCUAUAGCGACAGGUCCGCGUCUGAAAACAAUGCGGCUGUUGAACAGGCAAGAAAAGAAGCCAUGGAACGACUCGAGUCCGCUCAUGUUGACGGCGAGGUUGACCAAGCCCCCAAAAAAGCAAGAGAGGAACCACCAGUGACGAGAGAUCCAGAACCUGAGGAAAAGCAGGAAAGGAAAAGCCUAUGGUCGAGAUUCAAGAGCCUCCUCCCGAAGAAGAAGGCAGAAGAAACUGUGGCGCCUGACAAAAAGAAGAAGCGCCGUUGGACACUUAUCAUUUCCGUUGUCUUGUUUCUCAUCGUGCUUGCGUGCAUUUUGCUUGCUACGCUUCUCACGCGAACAGGUGAUGGCACACCUGUUCAGAGUCAGUGGCUGAACCUUACCGGCUAUCCUCCCAUUCCGACGGGCAUAUCCACGAUAGCGAGACCCGAUGUCGUCAAGCAGCAAUCCAAAUGCGUGGCACCCAAUACCAUGUGGAGCUGCGCGCUUCCGAAGGAAGACCAGUUCGAAGUGGCGCCUAACUCUCCAGAUCAGCCGAAUUUCAGAUUUCAGAUCACCUUUCGAAAUGGCACAGUGCCUGCGAAUAUGUCCGUUCCAGCACCGGAUUUGAAGAAAAGGUCAAUGGUGACUCUGACGGAGAGGGCGAACGACCCCUUUACGAACGAGCUCUUUACGCCGAACCCGACUCCGCCGAGUCGAGCGGACCAGAUCUUCGUGGGCAACACGACGGACAACAUCACACAACCUUUCGAGGGAGAGCCGACGCCAUUCUUUAUCAGCUUCAUCCCUGUCUUUCCCAUCGAUCCUUCAAACACGACUGCUGGGAUUUCGGAAUCCACUGCUUCGACAGUCCGAAAGCGUCAGUCUAACAACUCUGCCGACGAUAUUAUUCCUGGUCCAGACGUCUUGGACGACGGCAGUGCUGCGCCCGCAAAUCUUCUGCCAACCGAGCCCUACCCAACGUCACAACCAAUCAAACUGUACAACCGGGGUCAAGCUGACGAGCAUUAUGGCUUCUACCUGUACUACGACAAAUCCAUCUUCCUGCAUUCUACUGCUCCUCUAAACACGUCCCAAUUCGCAGACAACGGUGGGAUUGACUCUCUUGAUGCUAAUGGCGGGUCGACCCGCGAUCAGUCUCAGCUGCGUUGCACGUUCAGUCAGACGAGGUUUCUUGUGAGGAUGUGGACAAAUCCAGCCUUUGGAGCGACUCUUCUUCCUCGGAUCGCCGACAAUGGCAGCAAUGACACAAAUGCAGGAGACAACAACUCCGCCACGGAUUUCAGCCGCCCCGGCUCGUUCCCGUACCCGACGACGAUUAGUAUUGACCGGCAUGGUGGAAACAUCAACAAGAAGGCCGUGUACUGCUACGGAGUCAAUCAAUUGCAAGUCAUACAGAACGAUAUCAAGACAGUGGUGCCAGAGUUCAGAGGAGUAGAAGGAACGUUGAUUAAUGCAGCGCCGGCGCUCGUGAACGGCACAGCGGGCGAUGAUAACGGGUUUGACCAGGGAGCUGGUGGGAUCGACGGGGGCACUGGAGGCUGCGAAUGCAUCUGGCAGAACUGGACCUAA
Molecule: messenger RNA, 3813 nt
Organism: Cladophialophora yegresii CBS 114405
Lineage: Eukaryota; Fungi; Ascomycota; Eurotiomycetes; Chaetothyriales; Herpotrichiellaceae
Exons: 1
Coding region: 1-3813 (1270 amino acids)
Source: RefSeq, a predicted model, not a curated record